Molecule: messenger RNA, 898 nt
Organism: Sitodiplosis mosellana (orange wheat blossom midge)
Lineage: Eukaryota; Metazoa; Arthropoda; Insecta; Diptera; Cecidomyiidae
Product: regucalcin-like
Exons: 5
Biological process (GO): L-ascorbic acid biosynthetic process
Molecular function (GO): gluconolactonase activity; calcium ion binding
Source: RefSeq, a predicted model, not a curated record
AUGAGUAGUGGUAGUAUCGGCCACUCGGUUAAUAGUGGUGACUUCAGUGACUAUGAUUACGACAUCAUUUCAAUGCCAGAUGGAGUUGGAACGAUUGGAAUCAUGGACUCACCCUUUUAUGAUUGCAAGACAAAAAGCUUAUACUUUGUCGAUCUCUUCAACAAAAAUAUUUAUCGAUAUUCGGAAGAAAAUAAUCGAGUGUACUAUUGUUCGGUUCCUGGAUUCUCACAACCAUCGUUUUUCAUCCCGGUGAGAGGCAAACAUGGCGUCUAUAGUAUGGGACAAAAUACAUCAAUUUAUGAGGUUGGGUGGGAUGGAUUCUCUACGGUAUGUAACAUAAUUGCAAAAGUUACAUCAGCCGAAGAUGGUACAACACAUCAUACAAAUGCUGCCAUCGCUAGACCAAAGGGUGCCCUCCAUUUCGGAUACUAUUCUCAAAACCUUUGCGGUGAUCCAGCUAACCAAGGCCUUUAUCGCUGGCAAAAAAAAUCGGACUUAGAAAGAUUGCCGGGCUCAUAUGUAACUGUCAACUCAAUGGGUUUUGACUACAAACGAGGCAUUCUCUAUGUUUCGGAUGGAUGCACGCAUACAGUCAGAGCAUUCAAAGUGAAUAAAAAAACUGGCAAAAUCUCCCAACCGUGGGUGGUGGUUUCGAACUUCGGACUUCCAAAUUCGGUCGCUAUUGUUAGGAUCAGCGUUGAUAAACAUGCAAAUUUGGCGAUUGGGACAUAUAAAGGAGGCAAGGUGUUUUUCGUCAAUUCACGCACCGGGCAAAUUAUGAAAACAGUAGAUAUGCCAACGCUAUUCACGGCAGCUGUCGCAUAUGGUGGUUGUGAUUUCAGCAAACUAUAUGUAAUGACCGCACAAUUGGAUGCAGAUAUUACGACAAUUGCUUGCC